Molecule: messenger RNA, 2395 nt
Organism: Stegastes partitus (bicolor damselfish)
Lineage: Eukaryota; Metazoa; Chordata; Actinopteri; Pomacentridae
Product: collagen alpha-3(V) chain-like
Exons: 23
Coding region: 1-1881 (626 amino acids)
Cellular component (GO): extracellular matrix
Molecular function (GO): extracellular matrix structural constituent
Source: RefSeq, a predicted model, not a curated record
AUGCUCGUUAAAUCUCUGCAGGAUGAUAUUCGUUGCUGCUCUAUUUUCUCCACAUUUAGGGUAAAGACGGAACUCAAGGACCAAACGGAGCCGCUGGUGUCAAAGGAGAGAAGGGGUCCAGAGGAGCUCCGGGACCGGAGGGAGUCGCUGGUCUCGAUGGUGAGGAGGGUCCCGUUGGAUCGAAGGGAUCUGAAGGACCCGUCGGCCCAAAAGGCAAACCUGGCGAUAAAGGGAAACCUGGACCUGCUGGACAGAAAGGAGCAAAAGGAGCUGAAGGUGAACGAGGGAACCGAGGACCUCAAGGACCAACCGGAGCACCAGGAAAACAUGGCAUCAGAGGUCAGAGAGGUGCCAAAGGAGAGUCCGGGACACCAGGAACAAGAGGCACAGAGGGGAGGAAAGGUUCUGUCGGUUCUCCGGGUUCUAAAGGUCGACCUGGACCCGCCGGCCCUCCUGGUCCUCCAGGAGCUAAAGGGGUUCAGGGUCCAGAGGGAGCUGAAGGCCCGAUGGGGAGGCCCGGACCCACUGGGCCGCCUGGAAAACCCGCAAGGUCUGAGCGGUCUGGACGGGCUGCUGGGGGUCGAAGGUAACGAAGGAGACCAGGGCGACGUUGGUUUCAGAGGAGCUCCGGGAGCACCAGGCCGGCCGGGGAAGACGGGAAACCUCGGGUCUCCUGGAAUCAGAGGAAACACCGGAGCAGGAGGCUUUAAGGGUAAAACUGGACCAAAAGGAAAACACGGACCUCCGGGACCAGCUGGACCAAAAGGUGUUCCAGGGCUGAGAGGAGAGAAGGGCGGAUCUGGAAGAGCUGGAACGAAGGGUCUCCCGGGUGACGGGGGGGUACUGGGACCGAUCGGGCCACCAGGACUAAAAGGGAAUCCUGGUUUGCAGGGACUAAAAGGUCAAACAGGUCCAAAAGGGAAGCAGGGGGACGCCGGACCUCGAGGUCCACGUGGACAGAAAGGCCUCCUUGGAAUUACUGGCCGCCUUGGAAAGAAGGGACUGAAAGGUGCCCGAGGCAGCAGAGGACCAAAGGGAGUCAAGGGGAAGCGUGGAGCUCCGGGAAAACCAGGACCUGCACCAAGACUCGGAUCAAUACCUGCACGAGGACCUGGUCUAAGAGUUGAGCAAAGGCCCGAAACGAGACCCAGUGCAAGAAACAGUCUGAAAGCUGCACAGAGUUCAGAGAAAACUCCCGUCGUCCUGAAGCGAAAACAGCCCAGGACGCUAUCGAGGAGACUGUCUGAAGAAGAUGAAGCUGAGGAAUCCUUCAGUUGGCCCUCAGGAACCAGAGAUGAUCCCGGCACCACCUGCCACGAGCUGAGACUCGUACGUCCACAUCUGAAUGAUGGUUACUUUUACAUGGACCCCAACCAAGGCUGCCCCUAUGACGCUGUGAAGGUCUUCUGUAACUUCACUGCAGGAGGAACAACCUGCAUAGACCCGCUACACUCACAGAUUAAAAUAAUGAGGGAACCAGAAAUGGAGGCGUCAAAGUUCUGGUCUACUCAGCAAAAUGGUGGAAACAAGUUUGAGUACACUGGGGUGGAUGUUGUCCAGCUGAGGUUUCUGCGGUUACACAGCCACACAUCCUUCCAGCGCAUCACUCUCAGCUGUGCAGCAAACCGGUCCAGCGCUGCCACAGCCGGUCGGAUUAUCCACCUGAUGGGAGACUCUGGCGAAGAAAUCGAUUCACAGCUCAUCACAGUGUCCAGAAAAGACUGUGAGGUGGAUGUGAUUGUGAGGGUUCGGGGAAGCACAGAGUUGCAUCGAGGCGACAUGGAGCUGCUUCCUGUCAGAGAUCUGGCUGUAAAGACGAGCAGCGUUUCCAACCUGGUCUCUGAGGUCUCCGUGGUUCUGGGACCCCUCUGCUUCUUAUGACCAAAGAGAUGUGCGUCUGUGUUUGUGUGUUUGCUGGUGUUUGAUAAAAAGCUGUAAAUAUCUUUUUCAUAUAUUGUGUAAAGCAGGGAUUUAUGCUGUCUUUGUAUUUUAAGUGUCUGAUUUUGUUAGAAUGAGUUGACUCUGUGCUGUGUUUUGUUGUGUAUUUAUUGAACCGUAAAAUUGUUGUUUUAUCUGUUGUGAUGGUUUCAUAGCACCAAAUCUUCAAGUUUUGUGAACUUCAUGUCAAGUCAGCUUUUAUUUUUCGCUGAUUUUAAAACAGACAAACACGAGUUGUCUGAUUUGAGGCCUUAGAGUUGAUUUAAUGUGGAGAGUUUUUGAGGAAACAAAACUGGAACGCUUGCAGACUUUUCUGUCGGGGUUGAAAACUCUUACGAAGGUUCACUUCUAUAAAUGAAGAAGCCUCAAAUGUUUUAUAAAAUGGUUUUAACACUUACAACUGAAGGUUCCUAAUGUCAAAUAAAGAUCUCAUUAAUGUGAGAAAAUGUAAAAGGAA